AUGCCUACGGUUGAGAUUCUCGAAGUCCCCCUGAAGCCGGGCAGCAACAUCGGAGAUCCCAACAAUGAAGCAGCAGUGGUUCUCAAAGAAGUCUCUGAUGGCCUCCAUGACGCCCCCGGUGUGCAGCACAUGCACUUUGGAAUGCAAGUAGAGAAGCCUGAAGUAUUCCAACUGGUCGUCACCUGGGACAAUCUCGACUCCUACAAGACGUUUGUGAGCAGCGAAGCCGCUCAGCCUUUCCUGCAAAAGUUCAGAAGCGUUUUCGCAGGAGCUCCAACCAUCUACCUUGCAGRUGUUGAGCCCGCAGGCGAAAUCUUGAAGGCCCUCAGUGCUCCGAUCACAGAAAUCGCCACUUUCUACUUUGGUUCUGAAGCUCCAGAGGGAUAUCUUGCCGGUGUGCAGAAGUUUCGCGACGCUGCCGACAAGGAGCCCUUUGAUGCCAUGCACGCCAGUGCAAUUGGACUCACGCAUGAUGAUAUUGAGAGAGAGGGUGUGAAGGGAAAGGGCGCGGUUCUGUUGAUUGGAUGGGACAGCGUCGAAAAGCACAUGGAGUUCCGCGAGCUGGAGGUGUUUAAGCAGAAUGCGGGAGCCUUGCGUGCUGGCGUACAGAAAGCCGAGGUGCAUCAUGUGCAACUCCUGAAGGUUGCGUCGAAGCAGUAG
Messenger RNA from Ramularia collo-cygni, 660 nucleotides. RefSeq lists its product as uncharacterized. The transcript is spliced from 3 exons. Bases 1 to 660 code for a protein of 219 amino acids. The record is from RefSeq and is a predicted model, not a curated record. Lineage: Eukaryota; Fungi; Ascomycota; Dothideomycetes; Mycosphaerellales; Mycosphaerellaceae.